Symbiodinium sp. CCMP2592 is the source of this 996-nucleotide messenger RNA. The record is from the annotation of a GenBank genome assembly. Lineage: Eukaryota; Dinophyceae; Suessiales; Symbiodiniaceae.
AUGUCCGAACUCAUCAUACAGAUGGAGGAAGAAGGAUUUUUCGACCAGUUCUUUCCGUACGGUUCGGGAGGAGCCCAAGAUGGAAAGUCGACAGCCCCGACAUCCACUGCUGAGGAGGAGGAGCCACGCAAAUGGCAGCGGAAGGGUGAAACGGGUCGGUUCGCCGGACCAGGCAAAGGGUCUCGUGGGCAGUGGGCGCGAGAUAACAACUACUGGAAACGCGGACGGGAACCCGCGGGCUGGCAUACGAAUGAGGCGGCCGCAAACAAGGACCGUGACGAGAUGGAGCUAGAGAUCAAAGAACUUCGGGAUCAUAUCUUUCAACUUCAGCGCCUUGCUCUGAGGCAGGAGGACUUGAUAGCGGCGAUCAGACCAGAAAUGAUCUUCGUCAUCUUUGCUCGCAUAGACGUGGGGGCUUCGAUUGUUCCGUCCAUCUACAAAGCGCAGGCUGCCUGGCGUGAGCUGAAGGAGUCUGAUCCGAGCGCAAUCCACGCGCCAAUGCGGGUAGAUCUCCUGCGAUGCCUUUUCACGGAGCUGAAGACGAGGCUCAAGAAUCUGACUCAGGAUGCGCAGCAACAGCAAAAUCUUGUGCAGAUGGGAUGGCUCAAGGCGGACCCGGUCAGCUGGCACUACAUUCGCUGGGACCAGCAAACACAGAAGCACAAGAUCGAUGACACCAAGGAGCCACUCAAGUAUGAAAAGGUUGCGGAGAUUGUGGAAGGGGUCCUUUACCUGGUCCAGAAGAUCGGGGUAGUCUCUAGGUUCCACCCCAGUCGGCCAGUGGAGGAGGAAAUGCGGGGUAAAAGCAUUGCUUUCACGCUGCAGUUGGCCAUGAUGUCGGAUAAGGCGCGCACCCUGCGCCAGUACCUGACUGAUCUGUCCGGACUCGCGGCCAUGCAGCUCCUGGCCACGACGAUGCGGCCAGAGAAACCGGGCAGAUCGGCACUGGCCAACUUGAUCCAGCGUGCAAUGCAGCUCCAGCACAACCGAUACUGA